Molecule: messenger RNA, 1343 nt
Organism: Hylaeus volcanicus
Lineage: Eukaryota; Metazoa; Arthropoda; Insecta; Hymenoptera; Colletidae
Product: homeobox protein MSH-D-like
Exons: 4
Coding region: 328-1338 (336 amino acids)
Biological process (GO): regulation of DNA-templated transcription
Molecular function (GO): DNA-binding transcription factor activity, RNA polymerase II-specific; DNA binding
Source: RefSeq, a predicted model, not a curated record
AAUGCCAUACCAGAGAUUGUCUCUCGCAAAUCUUUAAAAAUCAUUGUCUGCCAGCGGCGCUUUAAACAAUACACGUGUCGCAAGCUUCCACGAAAGAUUCAACACAGUUGAAUUCAGUUAAUUUCAGUUGAUUCAGUGAUCAAAGAUGGACGUAUCAGUGUAUUUAAUUAAAAUCGCCACCUGGAACGAGGAACCAAAACACUAAGACGCUUUUAAAAGAAGAAUCGCGCGAUGUAGAACCAUUUAGGACAGUGAUCGCAAAGUGAACAUUAGCCCGAAGUGUCUCUAUUAAGCAACUUAGGAAUUAGAUUAGAGCAAUCAAAUCCAAUGACAUUGUCAGCGAUGGAGCUGUAUCAAAGUCGCAACAAGAUCAUCGACGAAGUCUACGAUCUUCGAGCCCCUGUGCAACGGGAUACCGAUGAAAUCCACGUCGUGGACGACGUCUACGAUCAGACCAGAGAGGAUCGAGGACGAUUCGCCAAGUUCUCGAGUAGUCAUCAGGAUACGACGGAGUACGUUUCUGAUUCUGGCAGCGAGAGUUGCAAGGAGAUAUGCAGGAAGCAAGUCGAAAGGAAGGACUCGUCGCCUACGACUGUGUCCAGUGCAUUCACGAUUGAUAACAUCCUUGGAAGGAACGAGGAUCGCGACACGGAGGUAUCCUCCAGCUUGAAUAAUUCUGAGGACAGGGACGAGGAGCAGGAUGACAGGGACGAGAAAAUGGACGGAAGUCGGUUCAUCAAACCCACGGCGAUACCUGCCACGCACUCGGACAUGAGUGUGGGGUUGUACGCACCAUCUGGAUUAUCAUACUCGGAAGUCACAUUUUCAGAUCCAUCUGGAUACUCGGCGACGUCUUUCGCUUCCGCAUCCCUUUUAUACAAUAGCUGGUUUGCUCAAACGAAGCCUGGACAAUUAUUCGGAUUGCAAGCGCCCAAACCGAGCGGAAGGCGGUCCAGAAAGCCAGGAAUCGAUCGCAAACCCCGCCAGGCUUACAGCGCUAAACAAUUGGAAAGGCUCGAGGCGGAGUUUAAGAUCGACAAGUACUUGAGCGUAAGCAAACGAAUGGAGCUGUCGAAGUCUCUGAAUCUGACCGAGGUGCAGAUAAAAACGUGGUUCCAAAAUCGUCGCACCAAGUGGAAGAAACAGCUCACAUCCAGGUUGAAGAUCGCCCAGAGGCAAGGACUGUUUCCACCCACGUAUUUCCCGCCGACGCAAUACCCUCUGCUGCCAUACUACACUACACCCCUCGUGUUUGGGAAUCCAGCGACAGAUGACGCCAACGUAAACGCAGCGACGAUACCAUCGCGACCUAUGGUAUCAUCCCCAGAUACAGCCUGAACUCG